AUGCAACAACCUAUCACCGAAGAUCCAUUAGACAAGGAAGGCGUUUUGCAUCACUUGUUGCAACAGUGUUCCCGAGAAGCUCUUUGUGCUUGCUCACAAGAGUCCCUCAAAUUCUUAGCAACGCUUUUCAGACAACAGUACCCGCAACGUAUUCUUGUGGAUCCUUCUGAGAAUGUAGAGGCUUUUCUGGAUACCUUGUUUGAGCAUGGUUUUUGCGUUCAAGCUGCAACUGGUAAUGAUGAUGGGAAAUUUAAAGAAGAAUUGGAAAGAGUUGUAGGGGUGUAUAAGGAAACGUUUGAAACAAAGGAAAUGAUUCAAGCGGUUGAGUCCAGUUACUUGCUGUUCCCUCAGGGGCAUGACCGCUUAGAAGAAGAUACCUUUCAGGUCAUUGCAGAUCUCUAUCAUCAUGCUUUGGAUCAAGGUGGUGCUAUUCGUCCCACCAUUCGUCUAUGCAAAAAACGAGAAGGCUUUUCUGCUCAGCUCUGUCGCAGAUUAAAAAUGUAUGAUGAAUUUCUUCGUCGUUUGCACGUGAUGGAAAACAGACUGGCAUCCACAGAAGCUGCGCUCACCUCAAGAAUAGAAGCUGCUGAGUCGGCUCUUGAAACCACUCAAGCCGCACUUGAAACCACACAAUCAACCCUCGGAACCACUCAAGCAGCUCUUGAAACCACUCAAGCCGCACUUGAAACCACACAAUCAACUCUCGGAACCACUCAAGCAGCUCUUGCAACCACUCAACAAAGAGUAAAGCAACUGGAGAGAAUCGUGGGCAGGGUAAAAUCGCUUGUUGAUGAAGCUGGUGUCAAUAAUGCAAUCAAUAACACAAUUAGUCAUGAUGAGCUAGCAGUAAUUUGUUUUUAA
Naegleria lovaniensis is the source of this 861-nucleotide messenger RNA. RefSeq lists its product as uncharacterized. The transcript has a single exon. Lineage: Eukaryota; Heterolobosea; Eutetramitea; Acrasida; Naegleriidae. The record is from RefSeq and is a predicted model, not a curated record. Bases 1 to 861 code for a protein of 286 amino acids.